Molecule: messenger RNA, 571 nt
Organism: Colletotrichum phormii
Lineage: Eukaryota; Fungi; Ascomycota; Sordariomycetes; Glomerellales; Glomerellaceae
Exons: 2
Coding region: 133-528 (131 amino acids)
Source: RefSeq, a predicted model, not a curated record
UCAGCCAUUGCGAUUCAAGAACACCCCGCCGCAUUCAGUUGCUCCCGUCAUUCUCCCACCAUCAUCAUCUCUCUUCAGUCAAUUCCAAUUCGAAUCGUCAACGGCCGUCGCCGUUGCUCCCGCAAUUCCCUAAUGAAUACCCACGCGCAAACCGUCUCAUGGUACGACACCAUGAUGACCUACUCAUUACUACACUCCGACUACCCUACCAUUGUCAGAUACAUCUCGGGCGCCUUUAUCGCGCUGGGAUUUUGCUUCUUUGGCCCCAUUCUCCUCCUGAUCGGUGUAGACAUCGCCAUCUACAUCUACAGGAUAUGUUGGAGCCGUCCGUGGAAUCAAAAUCAAAAUGAGACGUCUUCGCGUGAGCCGAGGCACCUGUCGCGACAGCAAAAGGCACAACCACCGCCACCGUCACUGGAAGCCUCGGGUGGGACGACAGCUGUCCCUUCGACGGUGGCAGAUUCAGCGCGAAGGCGCAUACAACAUCCGAGCGAGUCCGGGGCCGGGCACAGCUCAUUUUCUGGGUAGAGCGAAUGCGAGGUUGUGACGAAGGGGCUGUGCUUUGAAGGCA